Molecule: messenger RNA, 3793 nt
Organism: Vespa crabro (European hornet)
Lineage: Eukaryota; Metazoa; Arthropoda; Insecta; Hymenoptera; Vespidae
Product: centromere protein I-like
Exons: 13
Coding region: 1306-3174 (622 amino acids)
Cellular component (GO): kinetochore
Source: RefSeq, a predicted model, not a curated record
ACUCAAUCAUGUCGAAGACGAAUGGUCCGAAUCGACACGGAUAAUUGGUUGUAAUUAAUUCGUAGAUAGAGCAUUGAAUGAUCACGAGUAAAUUUCUUCAUAGAGAUUCACUUGUGAAUGAUUUCUUACUUUUUGAUUUAUUUAUUAGAUCAGGAUAGGGUCUUUUUAUUCAAAUGCAUUUAUGAUUAUUUCAAAUAUGAAAUAUUUUAGUACAUUUUAAAAUAUUUUUCUCGCGAGAAUAUAUUAAAGAAUCAUUAUUCAUGAGUAUUAUUAAAGAAUGAAAAGGAAAUCAUUCGCAAUGGAUCAAUCUUUGGAUUACAAACGAUAUUGUGCAUGAUUUGUUUAUAAUAAUUAAAACAAUCGUUUAUAAAAAGGAACAUCUAAGGGCUUGCUUUAUAUUUUUAAAUAACAAUGAAUUAAGUAUUUAAUUAAUUUGAAUUGAUAAAAGAAAAAUCUUGAUAGAGUUAUUACUUUUGAAAGAGAAAAAUCGAGUAGAAUGAUUGUUAAAAAAUAAAGAGACUUAUGUAGAGUCAUAAUCCAUAGUCCUAAAUAAUAAAUUAAUUAAUUUUUAGCUCAGGAUUUUUAGCAAUUAAUAAAUAUAGUAAUUCUAAUUUCUCCUACACUGCAAAAAAUUAUCUUUCGAAAAGAUAAUAAUAAGUUUCUAUCCAAAAAAAUAAAGUUUAUACUUUUCAGAUACGUUAAAAUUGUAUUAGGGUUUUCUUUUAUAUCUUAGAAUUUGGAAUUUGGAAUUAUAACAAAUUAUAAUUUUGUCGUUACAGUUUUUGAGUGAUAAUCUAUUAGGUUAGGAUACGAAGCAAAGAAGAGACUAUGCCGAAGAGGUCUUCAUAAAUUAUGGCACAAGAGAGCAACUAUAGGCUAUUAAAUAUUUUCGAAGAUUCAUCAGAAACUUUCGAGAAUAGCUCUUAGUCCUAUUUUAAUUUUAUCAUGGAAUGGCAUCGCGUAAUGUGGAUUUUAGAGUAGAGUAGAAUCACUAUCAGUCCGUAUAUUUGCAGAUGCAAUAAUCUCUUUGUGGUGAAACCUGAGUUGGUAGUACCUGCGAUGUAUUGAAAUUUUAUAGGAUUUAAGUACUACCAAGCGAAUAAAGAAAAAGGAAAAUUAUUUGAUGGAUUUGAUGAUGGUAUCAAGAUAUUACAACGCAAAGCUACGACAAAAGGAUUAUCGAAUGAGGAUAUUGAUCGAUUGAUAGAUAUUAUUACACAUGUUAAUUUUGGUGCUGUAAAAAACAUUUUGCUAAUAAAAUGUCUAGUACCAAUAUAUAAAAUAUCAAAUGAAGCACUUAAGCUUAUGAUAACAUGGUGUUUGUCAUCCUUGGAUGAUCUAAAAAUCACAGUGGCAAUUAUAAUUAUGCAAUGGAUCGUUGGAUUGUGGGAAUAUGGUCUCGCCGAUAGGAAAAUUAUUAGUAUGUACUAUGAUGUAUUUUUCCAUUGGAUGCUGAGAAAAGAAAGAUUGGAGAAGCAUAUAGCACAAGUGAUAUAUAUAUUAACAAAACCAGAAGAUGUAACACGUCGAAAUAUUUCUAGAAUAUUAUUUCUUCAUAAGAAGCAUUCCAAUCGACAAAAGCAUACUAUUGCCCUACUUUCCUUAUUUAAAACUUAUAAGCCUGAAUUAGUGCCAGAAAGAAUUGAAACUAUGAAUAUAGAAAGUGUUUGGAAACCCAUACCAGAAGUAUUACGAAUAGCAUUAAAAGAUGCUAAAGAUCGUUCAGAAAUGCAACAGAGCCUUAAUAAAAUACAAGAACAUUUUAAUUGGAAUAUCUCAAAAUUUUCUAAAAGAAGGGAAAAAUUACUUUUACCAUCCGUUGGAUAUUUUCAUAUUGGUUCGAGUAUCUUUAAAGAAAAAGAUGUCAAAUCUAUUUUUGAUGUAUAUAACAUUAAUGAAUUAGGACAGCAUUAUUCGAGUAUUGAACUACCUUGUAAUGCAAUAUCUUUAUUAGUUAAUAUGGCUGGUUACCAUCUUCUCACAUAUGCUAAUUUUCAUUUUCAAAGUAGAUUUUCUUACAACCUUUAUAAUACACUUAGAAGAGCAUUUAUAUUAGAAAGAGGUAAAUUUUCUGAAACAGAAAUGGAAAAACUACUCGAUAUGACCGUCGAAUUUUGUAAAUAUAUGCAACAAGGUAUACUUGUUGUAAAUCUUUUCAUUGAUGAGUACUUGUAUCUAAACAGCAGAGAACAUGAUACUAAAAUAUUAGAAUUAUUACAAUGGAUGACCUUCGUAUCUGUAACAGAAGUACAGCAAACGAUAUUACCACAUAUAAAAAAUAUGUUUUAUGAAUCAUCAAUUGCCCUCAAAUGCAAAAUUAUAGAAACUUGUAGAAUUCUUAUCACCAAUAUAUUUGUUAAUCAAGGAUUUGAUGAAUGUUGUCAAAAAGUACCAGCACCAUUUUUAGGACAAGCACCAAAGGAUAAAAUAACUGACGUUAUUUCUAUUCUUAUAAAGAUCUCAAAAGAUCUUAUCAUAACUGGUUUAAAUGCUCACUCAUAUAAUAUAUUACUUCUAUCUGAAAGUCUGACAUUUUAUGAAGUGGUAUGUUUUGAAUUAAAUAAUAUUUUCUUUUUCUGUUUUCUUCUUUUGUUUAAAAAUUAUCAUAAUUAUAACUAUUUUUUUUAUGAUCAGCUUUUUGAAUUGGAAUCUCAUAGUAAUAUAUCAUCAUGGACUAUAGCUCCUGCUCCUGUAAUUUAUGCAGCAUUUGCAACUAAAAAUUGUGCGCUUGUUAAUAGAAUUUGUGCAUUAAUAUUAAGAUAUUUGGAAAUGGCUGCAGUUCUAAAAAAACAAGAUAUAAACGAUUUUAACAGUAACAUUGAGACAAUAUCUAUUUAUAUUACAGAUAUAGCAGGAGCUUUUUGGUAUAAUAAGGCUUUUAGCAAUGAAAAUGAUUAUUUUUUUAAAUCGCCUGCUUUAGAAGAAUUUGGGAAUUGUAAUUUUAAUCUUCAGUUAAAUAUUAAUAAUCAUUAUGCCACCCUGCCUUAUAAACAUGUAAUUACCAAGGAGUUUCUUAAAGGUGUCAAAAUAACAACUAAGGAGGUAAAAAUAAUUUCUUCUUUCUUUUUUAUUCUAAUUUCUUACAGAAAAAUUUCUAUCAUAAUAUUAAAUAUCUUUCCUAGGAUGCUAUUAAUGUUGCUGAACAGUACUAUCCUGCAGUCAGAGAAUUUUUAAAACAAGUAAUACCAGAAUUACAAGAAUAAGAACAAAUGAUUGAAUAUUAUUUAAGAAAAAUUUAUAUCUAAAUUUGAAACAUGUAAUUAUAAAAAAUUAAAAAAUUUUACUUAAUUGUUUAAAAAAAUUGACAAAAUUCUCAUAUGUAUAUAUAUAUAUUGGGUCAUUCGGAAAGUUCAUUCCGAUUUUCGAUAGGUAGCAUAAGGACAGGUCUAAAUAUAUCAGAAUGAUUGAAAACAAAUGAUAUGCGUACAUAUUCUAAAAGAUGGUACUUCAAAGAUAUUUGGAAAAAAUUUUAGUUACGAUACGUUAAUUUUUGUUAGUUCUAUAUGCCUUUAAAUGUGUGCAUAAAAAGAGCGUAAGUGUAUUAUAAGCAUUUAAUGCUUUUCUUUUAUCAGAAAAGCAAAAAUACCACACAAGUAGCAAAUAAGAUAUGCGCUGUUUAUGGCGAAGGUGCUGUAUUUGAAAGAACUGUGCAGUAGUGGUUUGCUAGGUUUAAAGCUGAUGAUUUCAACCUUAAAGAUCAAGAACGUCCGAGUAGACCCUCCACUAUAGAUAAAGAUAAAAUUAAAACACUGAUUUAUAAUAAUGUUGAAUAAAAAAAAUCUUGGAAAAAGCA